Molecule: messenger RNA, 1101 nt
Organism: Ramularia collo-cygni
Lineage: Eukaryota; Fungi; Ascomycota; Dothideomycetes; Mycosphaerellales; Mycosphaerellaceae
Exons: 3
Coding region: 1-1101 (366 amino acids)
Cellular component (GO): nucleus
Source: RefSeq, a predicted model, not a curated record
AUGGCAGCCGUUGGUAUGAUGGCAUACCCAGCCCGCGAGACUUUCAACGGCUAUCCCCAGCAAUACGCCAUGUAUCCGACACGAGUACAACAGAUGCACCCUGAAAUCGCCGCAUCUAACAAUGCCAAUCCAUAUGCAAGCUACACAUCAACGCCGCAGCCCCAACAGCAGCAACAGCAGCAGCAGCACCAAUACCAUCAUGCUGCGACCCGUUCGCCACAGUCUUCUGGUUCUCCCGUAUCAGACGAUGGCCUCAAGCCGUCCUUGCCCUCCAUCUCGAACCUACUUGGAAUCGCAGACCGACCAACGCUCGAAUCAGCCUCUCAACACGCGCAAACGUCGACGCAAUUGCUCGRGCAGGCACAGCAACGACAGCCAUCGCCACAGCAGUAUCAAACAGACKCCAGAUCACGAGCUCAGGAGCAAGCGACCAGUCCGCGGACAGCCGUUCAUACAUCGGCACCUUUGCGUACCGAUUCCGUGUUAGAGGGUACCCAAAGUCCGUCUGCAAGCAAUUUGUCCGGUCCACCGUAUUUUGUGGGCUCAGCCAUCAACAACACCGACCCAGCCGAUCAACGCACACUCCAACUCAUGACGAAGCGCGACUCUGUACCGUCUCAGCCAAACAUGUCUCCAUACGGCUCUGCGCGAUACACAUCAUCACCCUACGCAAAUUCACCUGGCGCAGGUUCAACAAGUUCCUACUUCUCUCCCACAGAGCCCAGCUACCCAGUUCCACACAACAUGUAUCAGCAGCGCCCCUUGCCCUCGAAUUUCCCACCCCAGGCGGUACAGCAACCGCCUCAUAUGCCGACUAGCAAUCCUUGGGAACAUCACCAUUACAUAAGUCCUUCUUCGCAGGCGACCUUCCCGCAAUCACAGGAUCGAUACAUUUGCACGACGUGCAACAAGGCGUUCAGUCGACCAUCCAGCCUGAAGAUUCACACCAACAGUCACACAGGGGAGAAGCCUUUCAAAUGCCCACAAGCUGGCUGCGGGAAGGCAUUCUCAGUGCGUAGCAACAUGAAGCGCCAUCAUCGCGGUUGCCAUUCCGCCGGCGUGAGCCACAUGCCACCCCAACAUCCUCACAUGAUGGUUUGA